AUGCCCAGUGCCCGGGUCGCGGCCCACCUGGACGUGCUGGGCCCCCUGAGCCCCUACGUGCCCCCGCCGCUGCUGCCCUCUAUGUUCUACGUGGGCCUCUUCUUCGUCAACGUGCUGAUCCUGUACUACGCCUUCCUCAUGGAGUACAUCGUCCUCAACGUGGGCCUCGUCUUCCUGCCCGAGGACAUGGACCAGGCGCUCGUGGACCUCGGCGUGCUCUCCGACCCGGGCUUGGGCCUCUACGAUGCCGACUCGGAGCUCGACGUCUUCGAUGGUUACUUGGAGUAG
Pipistrellus nathusii (Nathusius's pipistrelle) is the source of this 288-nucleotide messenger RNA. The record is from the annotation of a GenBank genome assembly. Lineage: Eukaryota; Metazoa; Chordata; Mammalia; Chiroptera; Vespertilionidae.